AUGAAAGAUUCUUCUCUGUUCAUUGGCUUCGCUGUCACCCUUCUUGCGGUCUUCAUCGCCGACAAGCUUCUUCAAGCGAGGAAGAAUGCCAAUCGUCCCCCUCUCCCCCCCGGCCCAAAGGGGCUACCGCUCGUUGGAAAUAUUCGCGACUUGCCUCAGCCGACUGAAUUCGCAGCUCGCUUUUGGCUGAAGCACAAGGAUCUAUACGGUCCGAUCAGCUCCGUUCAGGUGCUUGGUAAGACAUUGAUUAUCAUCAAUGAUGCCCAGGUAGCAUCCGAAAUGCUUGACAAGCGUUCUUCCGAGUUUUCGUCCCGGCCGACCAUCGUCCUUGCAGGCGAAAUGGUCGGAUGGAACGACGGCACAGGGCAGCUGAAAUACGAUGACACUCUUCGCCUCCAUCGGAAAGUGUUUUCUCGGAUUCUCGGGACGCGAUCAACCGCAGCACAGUACAAUACGUUGCAAGAGGCCGAGGUGGGCCACUUCCUCUUGCAUGUGCUUGACAACCCGAAGAAACUCACGGAGCAUAUUGCAAGGGAAGCUGGCUCUGUCAUUCUGAAUAUCGUCUACGGCUACAACGCCGAACAGUUCAAGAAAGACCCCUUGACUGGGAUGAUGAAUGACGCUAUGGAACACUUUGCCUACGCAGCUACCCCUGGGAACUUUCUUGUCGACAUCAUUCCAAUUCUGCAAUAUGUUCCUGAAUGGUUUCCUGGAGCUGGAUGGAAGAAGAUCGCCAACAAGUGGGCUGCUGAACUGAAAGAGACCGUCGACACCGGAUACAAAUUCGUAGAAGACCAGUUGGCUUCGGGGAAGAAGAACGACUCGUAUCUCUCACGAGCGAUGUCGAGCAGCGAAGACACCCCCGAGAACGUGCACAACAACAAAUGGACUGCGGCAUCCCUAUUCGGUGGUGGAGCAGAUACGUCUGUCGCAUCAAUAGCCACAUUCUUCCUCGCGAUGGCGAAGUACCCCGAGGUGCAGAAGAAGGCGCAGGAAGAGAUCGACCGCGUCAUUGGCAGCGACCGCCUACCUAACCUUGACGACCGCGAUAAGUUGCCGUACAUCGAAGCAAUCGUUCUAGAGAUUCUGCGAUGGCAUCCCAUUGGGCCCAUGGGUCUUCCACAUUCAUGUGAUCAAGAUGUCGUCUUUAGGAAUUAUUUGAUCCCGAGAGAUUCAUACUUGAUGCCAAACGUAUGGUGGUUUACCCAUGAUCCAGAGGUCUACCAAGAUCCCAUGGAGUUUCGACCAGAACGAUUCCAAGGCUCCAAGCCAGAAAACAAUCCGCGCAAGAUUGUUUUCGGCUAUGGCCGUCGCAUAUGCGCUGGACAGAUUCUUGCUGAGAACUCGUUAUUCCUCAACUUCGCACAGUCGCUUGCCGUGUUUAACAUAGAGAGCCCUAUUAUCGACGGUAAAGUGGUUGAGCCCGAAGCAGAGUUCAAUCCGGGUGUGAUCAGUCAUCCCGCACCAUUCGACGUUUCUAUCAAACCCAAAUCCCUGCACCAUGAGAAGCUCAUCCGGUCAAUUGAGGACAGGUUCCCAUGGCAGGCGUCAGAUGCCAAGGAUUUAAGAUAA
Molecule: messenger RNA, 1572 nt
Organism: Colletotrichum siamense
Lineage: Eukaryota; Fungi; Ascomycota; Sordariomycetes; Glomerellales; Glomerellaceae
Product: Multifunctional cytochrome P450 monooxygenase
Exons: 7
Coding region: 1-1572 (523 amino acids)
Molecular function (GO): monooxygenase activity; iron ion binding; oxidoreductase activity, acting on paired donors, with incorporation or reduction of molecular oxygen
Source: RefSeq, a predicted model, not a curated record